This is a messenger RNA of Penicillium waksmanii, 2193 nucleotides long. Its product is annotated as fungal specific transcription factor domain-containing protein. The record is from RefSeq and is a predicted model, not a curated record. The coding region runs from base 1 to 2193 and encodes 730 amino acids. The transcript is spliced from 5 exons. Lineage: Eukaryota; Fungi; Ascomycota; Eurotiomycetes; Eurotiales; Aspergillaceae.
AUGGCGAACUUGAAGGCUGCGAGAUUUGGAGCAAUGACUUCCACUAGCGAUUCAAACGAAGCCGAUGGAUACUCUACACUGCUGUCAAGAUCGAUAAUACCCCUGGAAAAUCAAAAUGUGACUUACCAUAAAACCUCUAAUGUUGAAGAUGGCAUGAGUCUACGUGGCCAUGUUCCUUUUUCACAGUAUUCAUUCCUUCAGCUUUCACUAUCGGCCGGCCUGGGGACAGAGGAUAUGGACUAUCUGGGAUCCAAAGGGUGCUUCCAGGUCCCUGCUCAGCCUGCACUAGAUGGAUUGGUGCGCAUGUAUUUUAUGCAUGUGCAUCCAUAUUCUCCAGUGUUGGACGAAGCAAGCUUCUGGAGAGCAUAUCGUCGAGGCCCAUCAAGUGAUGGCAGGCCCGUAUCGCUCUUUGUAUUUCAGGCACUACUAUUCGUGUGCUGUACAUUGUUACUAGACCUGGGUGCCGAAGACAAGGAACUGGAUAAGGCAAGAGGAGCCCUGCUGCUUUCAUACCAAGCUUCAUCCGAUAAUCCUCAGAUCGGAAGCCUCAUGCUAGGAACUGCGAUACAAAACUGCACGAUCGCAGAUAAAACAGCUUCCACGUCACCCUUUGGCAUGGAAAACCCACUCAUUAAGCGCGUAUGGUGGUCAAUCGUCCUGCGAGAUGGGUUUAUCUCGCUGGCAUUCCGACGCAAUACUCAGAUAAACUGGUCGAAUCCUAAUCUGAAAGCAAAGUUUUUGGAUGAGUGCGAUCUCGAAAACGAGAUGGAGAAUUCUGAAGUCUACGACCGAACGGUAAAACGAUUUCUUAUCAAGACCUUUGAAAGGCAAUGCCAGUUGGCUGUUAUAGUCAUUGAAAUGAUGUCUGCAUUUUUCCCACAACAGUAUCGUUGCAGCUAUGGGUCUAUCGAUGAGGUCAUGAGAGCCAUGAAAGAAAUACAGGAUGUCAAACAUGCUUUUUCCUGUUGGGAACAAACAAGCUACGAAGUUCUAUACCCAGAAGAACAACCGUGGCCAGAUGCGGCCACAAACUUCACCAAUAUGACUCGUGCAUACUACUUUACCGCCAAGAUUCACUUGAUACACUGUGAAGCAUUUAUCCUGGAAUCGAAUAGGUCGAUUGCCACAGAUGAAGUUAUUAUGCAGACGAGAGACUCCGCACGGAAUCUCAAGCACGCAGUUACUGAAGUACUUCGAGUUUUGGCGAACAUGAGUAAUGCCCAAAACAAGGAGACUAUUCCAUUGAGCACGCUCGCUCUUAUGGCAUGGCCUUUAGCUAUAGCUGCCAUCGAUGUUAACCUGGCACGGACAAAUGAAGAUAAUAUACAGCGGACGCAGCAGAUGAGUUGUCUAGGCGAAAUUUAUCGGUAUCUGACCGGUGUUGCUGAUGUUACGAGCUUUGUCACUGCGGGGGCGAAGCAGAUCUUACUUCUUGCAAAUAUGGCAGUGCAGCAACUCCUGAAUCGAGGUCAAACGACAAGCCCCUCCUCAGUACUGGCCAACAGAAUUCGUGGAAUUAGCCCCCUUUGGUGUGAGAGCAGCCCCGAGGGUGGUCAGAAUAAUGAUCUGCGUGAUUGGGUUGACAUCUUCAACCAGUAUCCCGAAGUCUAUCUGUUGAUAUCCAAAUCCACUGACUAUGCCCUGUCUUGUGGUCGCUUACCGGAUCAAGAUAAGUUGCCUGAGUGUCUUCGAUCGGCGAAUACUUUCGGUGCUAUGGACCUCAGGCUACCAUGGCUAAAUGGCCUCACUUUCGAUGGAGGGAGACGAGCCCCACGAUCAAUAUCAUGCGAUGCAUUAAGAACAGAGCAACGUCGAUCAUUUCAGGACGCUCUGUGCGAGAAAGUCAUACCGAUCUCUUUCGAAGGUACACUGGACUUCCAAUCAAGUGUGAUAGGUGACCAGAGCUUUCAAGCACAUGAGAACUCAAGGGAGCUACACGAUACAUUGCAUACUAUCGAAGAGAGCAUACCGAGUGAUUUUGCGCUAUCAACAGUGCCCGAAACCAGCUAUCUCGAAUCCAUAGAUAAUAUGGGUCAUCUCACACAAUCACAAAAGAGCAGCCUUACCCCCAAAGAAGGCGAUUCUCUGGAUCCAUUCCAAGCGUCACUUGCGGACCCUGAUUAUUGGGGUGGAUUCGGACAAUUGGACCUCCGUGGCGCAUAUCUUGAACCUGAAUUGUGGUCUAGUCUUUGA